Paramecium tetraurelia is the source of this 2127-nucleotide messenger RNA. RefSeq lists its product as uncharacterized. NCBI's taxonomy places the organism in Eukaryota, Ciliophora, Oligohymenophorea, Peniculida, Parameciidae. The record is from RefSeq and is a predicted model, not a curated record. Gene Ontology annotation, molecular function: hydrolase activity; ATP binding; DNA binding. Gene Ontology annotation, biological process: transcription initiation at RNA polymerase II promoter; nucleotide-excision repair. Gene Ontology annotation, cellular component: transcription preinitiation complex; nucleotide-excision repair factor 3 complex; transcription factor TFIIH holo complex. The transcript is spliced from 2 exons.
AUGUCUUUUGAGGUGAAGAAAAGAAAAUUGUAAACUUAACCUCCGGAAGUGCAAAAGUUGUUAAUAGGAGAUAACAUGGAUUAUAGGAAUAUAGAAAUCGUUUAAUCAAAUAAACCAUUAAUAUUGAGUCCUGACUUGGGUAUAAUUGUAGAGAAAUUCAAUCCUUUGUAUGAAAUUGCAUUUGAGUUUUUGAUGUGUGUAGCUGAACCAAUAAGCAGAUCAGAGUUGAUUCAUGAAUAUGUAUUGACUUAGAUGAGUAUGUAUACCGCCAUGGUGCUCUAGUAUUCAGCAGAUGAUAUAAUUAGGCUAUUAGAUCUAUUAUCAAAAAAUAAGGUUCCUUAGAGAAUGGAAUAAUUUAUAAGACAUCAUACGAAUAACAUUGGAUAAGCGAAAUUCUUUUUGCAAGACAAAAGUUAUUAUAUAGACAUUGGUGAAACAGUUUUGAAUUAAAUAAUGAUGAAUUUGUAGGAUAAGAAUAGUUUGUAAGAGGUAAUCUAAGAAGAAUAGAUUAUUCAUAAUAUUUAAGUGAAUCCUUAGUUGAAGAAUUUUGAGUAAUAAAUAGAGUUAAAGGAAGCAGAUAUUGAAUAAAUGGCAAAAGAGAUUGAUACAUUUAAGGAUUGGUUGGCUUAAGAUAAAAUACAGACUAUCAAAUUCAAACGAUUCAGAAUAGUUGGAGAUUAUUUUGAUGUAGCUUAAGCUUUGAUUCGUUCAUCAGUUCCUCUAAUUUAGGAAUAUGAUUUUACAAAAGAAAAAUAGAAAUUAGACAUCAAUUUGAAACCAUCCACUAAACCUAGAUUAUAUUAAUUACGAGCAGCAAAAACUGUAAUAAUGGGAGAUUAUGCAAAAUCUGGUCUAAUUGUAUUACCUUGUGGUGCAGGAAAGACUUUAGUAGGAGUACUGUGUAUGAGUUUGAUUAAGAGUUCGACAGUUAUAAUUUGUGAUUCAAAUGUAUCUGUUGAAUAAUGGAAGAGAGAAAUAGAGGGUUAUACUACUAUUGAUAAUAGAAGAAUAAUACGUGUUACUGGAUUCGCAAAAGAUAAAUGGUAAGGUGAAUAGCCAAUAGUCAUUUUAACUACGUAUUCUUGGUUAAUAGCUCAAUUUAGAAAUAAUUCAUCAAGUACAAAGACUGUUUGGAAUUAAAUUUCAGAAGUUAGUUGGGGAAUUUGUAUUGUUGAUGAAGUACAUCGAUUACCUGCUGUGUAAUUUUAAAAUGUCUUAAAAUAAAUAAAGUGUGCUAUUAAGAUUGGUUUAACAGCAACUCUUUUGAGAGAGGAUCAAAAGUUGGAUAACUUGUAUUUUAUGAUUGGUCCGAAGUUAUAUGAAGAGAAUUUAAUUGAUCUUAUGACUUAAGGAUUUUUAGCAAAACCCCAUAUUAUUGAGAUACAAUGUGAUAUGCCACCUAUCUUUUUAUAAGAAUAUCAAACUAAAAAUAAUAUGACUGUCAGAUAAUUGUUACAUACAGGGAAUCCUGGAAAAUAUAAAGCAUUACAAUUUUUGAUAAAGAAUCAUGAGAUGUUAGGACAUAAGAUUAUUGUGUUCUGUGAUUCAUUAUUAAUUCUUAAUUAUUAUGCCCUCUUAUUAGGAUACCCAGUUAUAGAUGGAGAUUUAAAUACUGAUGAAAAAAAUAAAAUCUUUAGUAUUUUCAAGAAUUCGAAUGAAAUAAAAACAAUUUUUGUGUCUAGAGUUGGAGAUACUGGGAUUGAUAUUCCAUCUGCUAGUGUAGGAAUUGAAAUAGGGUAUUUGGGAGGAUCGAGAAGAUAGAAAGUAUAACGUUUAGGAAGAGUUAUGAGACCAAAGCAAAAUACAAAUCAUGAAAUUCAAGCAUUCUUUUAUUCUUUAGCCAGUAAGGAUACAACUGAAAGUGAGUAUUCAUACAAACGAUAGAAGUAUAUCACAGAAUAGUUGGGAUUAAAUACUGAAUUGAUAUUGGAAGGUGAUUUACCAUAUAAUAAAAACCCAUAGAAAUACAAAUAUAUCAAAUAAAUGAAUGAAAUGGACUUAUUAGAAUAGAUAAUGCUGUCAUCUAAUGAUUUAACAAAUAAAGUAAUAGACUAAAUUGAGGAGGAGGUUCAAGUGGUAACAAACACUUUUUCUUAGGAAUUUGGUGGUGUGUACAAAUUUUAGUGA